AUGUCUGCUGCUUUCCCAAGAACCUGUUUCAAGUGCGGUGAAGUCGGUCACCUCGCCGAAGUCUGCCCACAAUCCGAAAGAUUGUGCUACAACUGUCGCCAGGCCGGCCACGAGUCCACCGCUUGCCCAGAGCCAAAGCAAACCACCCAGAAGCAAUGCUACAACUGUGGUGAAGUUGGCCACGUCAAGUCCGACUUCGCCUCCACCAGAGAAGGUGCCAAGUGCUACACCUGUGGUCAGUUUGGCCACAUCUCCAGAAACUGCUCCAGUGCUGGCGAAGGUGACGCCCCGGUCAGGCCAGCGAGAGCCGCCAGAGGUGGUAAGGCUACCACUUGCUACAAGUGCGGUGGUCCAAACCACUUUGCGCGUGACUGCCAGGCCGCCCCAGGUGCUUCUAUCACCAAGUGCUACGCUUGUGGUAAGACUGGUCACAUCUCCAAGGAGUGCCCAUCCCCAUCUGCCUCCCCAUCUGCCGGUAAGACUUGUUACAAGUGUGCCCAGGCCGGUCACAUCUCCCGUGACUGCCCAGAAAACCAAGAGUAAGUCUUGCGCUGGCUAAAGCCGAUGUUUUGAAGCUGUGAGAUCGUGGAAUCGAUAAAACGGAGCCGUUGUUGUUGUGAUGAUGAUGUUUCUUCUUCCUUUGUACCUAUAUUGCUUUACUAUUUAAUCUACCUUUUUAU
Babjeviella inositovora NRRL Y-12698 is the source of this 680-nucleotide messenger RNA. RefSeq lists its product as uncharacterized. The record is from RefSeq and is a predicted model, not a curated record. Lineage: Eukaryota; Fungi; Ascomycota; Pichiomycetes; Serinales. The transcript is spliced from 2 exons. The annotation marks the transcript as partial.